AUGGAAAAAAUGGGGUACAAAUAUGAAGCAUUUUUGGGGGAUGAUAUAGGAAAUACAGAUUUGAUAAAUAAUAAAAUUGAAAAUAAUCGAGAAAGUGAUGAUAACGAAAUGAAAGAAUCGAGUUUAAAUAAUAUAUAUAGUAAAAUAAUAAAAAUUAGAAAAGAAUUAGAAAAAAAUUAUAAUUUAUUCUAUUCAUAUAAUUUAAUUAUUAGUAGUAAUGAUAAACAAGAAAAUAUGAAUAGUUCAUAUAAUAAUUACACUAAUAUGUAUAAUAAAAAUAGUAAUAUACUAUCUAAUAAUAAUACAGCAUCAAACAAUAUAACAUUAAACAAAAUAAAUGCGUUAACAAAUUCCUUUUAUGUAAAUGUAGAAACGUUAAAAAAUACUUUUGAAUUUAUAAAUACUAAUAACAGAGAAAUUUUAAAUAGCAAAAAUAUGAUUUGGGAAAAAAGAAUUGAAACAUUAAAUAGCGAGGCAAAUUCUUAUAUAAAAACCUUGGACAAUAUUUAUAAAACAAAUUUAAGAAAACAAGAGCAAAUAAGAAAUAAUAAUAAUAGCAAUGAAAGUUUAGGAUAUUUACAUAAUAAAAAAAAAAAAAAAUUCGAAAAUGAUGACAAUACAAUUAGCUAUUUACAUAAAGAAAGAGAUAUUUUAAAGGACGUUGAAAAUAAUUUAAAUAUAUUUCAUGUUCAAGGUAUUAAUACCUUAGAUAUGUUAAGAAAACAAAAUAAAUUUUUAAAAGGAGUUCGGAAAAAAGUUAUUGAUAUGUAUAAUUAUAUUGGGUUAUCUUCAUCUCUAAUUAGUACUAUAAAAAAAACAGACAAACAAAACUUAAUUAUUGUAAUAGUUGGAAUUAUUUUAUCCUCUAUUUUUUUUUAUGUUUUAUAUUCCUAUUUCAAGCGAUAA
Plasmodium berghei ANKA is the source of this 906-nucleotide messenger RNA. Its product is annotated as protein transport protein BOS1, putative. Gene Ontology annotation, cellular component: Golgi apparatus. The record is from RefSeq and is a predicted model, not a curated record. NCBI's taxonomy places the organism in Eukaryota, Apicomplexa, Aconoidasida, Haemosporida, Plasmodiidae. Gene Ontology annotation, molecular function: SNAP receptor activity. Bases 1 to 906 code for a protein of 301 amino acids. Gene Ontology annotation, biological process: vesicle-mediated transport. The transcript has a single exon.